This is a messenger RNA of Vanrija pseudolonga, 2675 nucleotides long. RefSeq names its product putative glutamine--tRNA ligase (gene qrs1). Gene Ontology annotation, cellular component: cytoplasm; cytosol. The transcript has 5 exons. The record is from RefSeq and is a predicted model, not a curated record. NCBI's taxonomy places the organism in Eukaryota, Fungi, Basidiomycota, Tremellomycetes, Trichosporonales, Trichosporonaceae. Gene Ontology annotation, molecular function: glutamine-tRNA ligase activity; ATP binding. Gene Ontology annotation, biological process: glutaminyl-tRNA aminoacylation; translation. Bases 41 to 2623 code for a protein of 860 amino acids.
ACUCAUCUCCCUCCUCCCUGCUGGAUCAGCGCAUAUCACAAUGCCGCCCAAGUUUGAUCCCAACUCGCCAGAGAGCGCAGCGCUCAUCAAGUCGUUCUCUGAGCUCGGCCUCACUGACAGCACGGCCAAGGAGGUCGCCCGUAAGCCAAAGGACGCGGCUGCCCUCAAGGCGCUUAUCGAGGAGAACAAGCUCGCGGGCAAGACGUUUUCGGCGACCCAGGCUGCUGCGCUCGUCAAGCUCUCGGCGACCGGCUCAAAGCUCGCCCCUGAGGCUCGCGCGUACAUUGUCGAGCGCAUCGCUGGUGGCGACCUCAACUCGCCUGACCAGGUUGCUGCUGCGAUCAAGUACCUCGAGGCUUCGCCUUCCCUCCCUGUCGACACCGCCGCGUUUAACAAGUCGACGGGUGUCGGCAUCAACAUCACGGCCGCCGAGAUUCCCGCCCUCCUGAAAUCCUACAUUGCCUCUCUUCCCUCCCCCCCAAAGUCUUGGACCGACCAGGGCCCCUUCUUCGGCGGUAUCAAGAGCAGCUCGUCCGACUUGAAGUGGGCGAAUGUGGCUGAUGUCAAGGCCGGUGUCGAGACUGUGUUCACUGAGCUCUUUGGUUCCAAGGAGGCAGCGGCCAAGGCGCGUGCUGCCGAGGCAGCGGCUGCCAAGGCAAGCAAGGAGCCCAAGGCCAAGGCUGCCGCUCCCGCAACCCCCGAGCCCUCCGCAGAGGCCUCGUCGUCCACCACCCCCAGCGUCCCCACCAGGAUCUUCGAGGAAGGUUUCCUCAGCACCUUCCACAAGGUCGGAGAGAACCCGCAGAUCAAGCCAGAGCUCAAGGACAAGCAUCUCGAGUUCACCAAGGGCGAGGUCUACACCCGUUUCCCUCCGGAGCCUAACGGAUACCUUCAUAUCGGUCACGUCAAGGCGAUUAUGAUCGACUUUGGGUACGCCAAGUACCACGGCGGAAAGACGUACCUUCGUUAUGACGACACCAACCCCGAGGCCGAGGAGGGCAUCUACUUCCAGUCCAUUCUCGACACCGUCCGAUGGCUUGGAUUUGAGCCCUGGAAGAUUACUUACUCGAGUGACAACUUCCAGCACCUUUACGAGCUGGCUGUUGAGAUGAUCAAGCGUGGCAAGGCCUACGUCUGUACGUGUGACCCGGAAAAGCUCAAGGAGGACCGAGGAGCAUCAAAGGGAAACCCCAAGCCCUGCGAGCACCGUGACCGUCCUAUCGAGGAGAACCUGCGCGAGUUUGAGAAGAUGAAGAAUGGCGAGUACCCCGAGAAGACUGCCGCUCUUCGCAUGAAGGCCGACCUCACGAGUGGCAACCCCUACAUGUGGGAUGCCGUCAUGUACCGCGUCAAGAAGGCUCCCCACCACCGCACUGGCGACAAGUGGAAGAUCUACCCUACCUACGACUUCACCCACUGCCUGUGUGACUCGUUCGAGAACAUUACCCACUCGCUCUGCACGACCGAGUUUAUCCCCGCUCGCGAGUCGUAUGAGUGGGUCUGCGACGCUGUCGAGGUCUACAAGCCUCGCCAGUACGAGUUUGCCCGCCUCAAUCUCCAGGGCACGUUCCUCUCCAAGCGCAAGAUUAAGAAGCUUGUUGAGAACAACCUUGUCACGGCCUGGGAUGACCCGCGUCUCUACACCAUCAUCGCCCUUCGUCGCCGUGGUGUUCCCCCAGGCGCACUCCUCUCCUUUGUCUCUGAACUUGGUGUCACCACGCUCAACUCGGAGACCCAGCUCAAGAAGUUUGAGAGCGUUUUGCGUCGCUACCUCGAGGACAGCGCGCCCCGUCUCAUGAUGGUGCUGAACCCCAUCAAGCUGGUCAUCGAGAAUGUCCCAGAUGACUACCGUGUCCCUGUCCAGGUCCCUCUGCACCCCAAGAUUCCCGCCAUGGGCACUGUCGAGACGGCCUUUACCAAGGAGGUCUACAUCGACGCUGACGACUUCCGUGAGGUGGAUGAGCCCGACUACUUCCGCCUUGCGCCCGGCAAGAGUGUUGGUCUUUUCAAGGCUCCCUUCCCCGUCACUUGCACGUCAUUCACCAAGGACCCCGUCACCGGCCGUGUUACCGAGAUCCGCUGCAAGCUUGAGAACGAUGGCACGGCCAAGAAGGCCAAGGCGUACAUCCAGUGGGUCAACGCCCCCGACGCCAUCAAGAUCGACGAGGUCCGUUACUUCUCCAACCUGUUCAAGUCGGACCCCCCUCCUGCCAACUUUGAGGACGACAUCAACCCCGACUCGCUCAAGGUCUACAAGAACGCUGUCGUCGAGCCUGCAUUCUACGAGUUGGCAAAGAAGGCCAUCACCGACGCCAAGGAGGAGAGCGAGGAGCGCACCCGCAAGGCGGGUGCCGAGAACGAGAUUGCCAACGCCGAGACAGACAAGGCUGCUGCUGCCGCGGCUGCUGGGCACGACGACCAGCCCGUCGCGAAGGCCGCCAGCCUGUACGGCCUGGAGAACAUUCGCUUCCAGGGUAUGCGUCUGGCAUACUUUGCCGUCGACCGCGAAAGCGAGCUGCAUUGCCUCGACGAGGCUGCCACGGUCAAGCCUGGCAAGAGGCCCGGUGACCGCAUCAUUCUGAAUAGGAUUGUGACGCUCAAGGAGGACGCGGGCAAGAAGUAGAGGCGCAGCAUAUCGUGUACAUAGUAACAUGCACUGUCUUACAUAUGACACA